Meleagris gallopavo (turkey) is the source of this 10099-nucleotide messenger RNA. Lineage: Eukaryota; Metazoa; Chordata; Aves; Galliformes; Phasianidae. The record is from RefSeq and is a predicted model, not a curated record.
GACCCUGCACUGCUCGUUAUUGCUGCAGAAUCCAACAGUGCUUAAACCAGGAGACAAGUGUGUAGCAUCUACUGGUUGAGUUUUUAUCUCUGCCUUUGCUUUGCUUGGCACUCCAGUUAAUGCCCAGCCACAAAAUCCUUGCUGUGUACUGCUGCUGCUGCUUCACAAAGGGAGGAAGGCAUUGUUGAAAAACGAUGGCGUUUUGGACGCAGCUGGGAUUGCUGCUAUGGAAGAACUUCACCUACAGAAGAAGACAGACUUUCCAGUUGCUGAUCGAAGUUGCUUGGCCUCUGUUUAUCUUCUUCAUCCUGAUCUCUGUAAGACUUUCAUAUCCGCCCUAUGAACAACAUGAAUGUCACUUCCCAAACAAAGCUAUGCCCUCAGCAGGAACAUUGCCCUGGAUACAGGGGAUCAUCUGCAAUGCCAACAACCCUUGUUUCCGCUACCCAACACCAGGGGAAUCCCCUGGUAUUGUUGGAAACUUCAAUGCGUCCAUUGUUUCCCGCCUAUUUUCAGAUGCCAAAAGGUUACUCUUGUACAGCCAACAGGACACAAGCAUAAAGGAUGUCCAGAAAGUCUUGGCAAAACUGCGGAAACUGGGAAACUUCUCUGGCUUAGACAUGAGGCUUCGGGAUUUCCUGGUUGACAAUGAGACAUUCUCAGACUUUCUCCAUCAUAAUGUGUCCAUGCCAUCUUCUGCAGUAGAGGAGCUACUGGAUGCAGAAGUCAAUCUCCAGAAGGUCAUAGUGUCCGGUUACCGAAUGCAAUUACGAGAUCUCUGCAAUAGCUCAGCGCUGUCUGAAUUUCUUACAAUCCAAAAUCGCUCAGUGGUCAUGGACUCUGAAGCCUUCCUUUGCACCUUACCAGAGGAAACACUCCAUGCAACUGAGCUAGUCUUCCGUGCUAACCUGAAUCCUUUGAAGCCUCUUCAGAGACAAUUUUUCUUUAAUUCCUCCUUGCGGGAUCUGUCAGAAACUGUGGAGGCUUUGAGGGACAGUCUGGGAAAGCUUGUCAAGGAGCUGCUGAGCAUGAAGAGUUGGAGUGACAUGAGGCAAGAGGUGAUGUUCCUGACCAAUGUGAAUGCCUCAAACUCCUCUACACAGAUCUACCAGGCUGUGUCACGUAUUGUGUGUGGCCACCCUGAAGGUGGAGGGCUCAAGAUUAAAUCGCUCAACUGGUAUGAGGACAACAAUUACAAAGCACUUUUUGGAGGCAACAGCACUGAAGAUGAUUUAACUAAUUUCUAUGAUAACUCCACAACACCCUAUUGCAAUGAGCUGAUGAAGAACCUGGAAUCCAGCCCACUUUCCAGAAUUAUUUGGAGGGCUUUGAAGCCUUUGCUGAUUGGGAAGGUCUUGUACACUCCAGACACGCCAGCCAUAAGGAAGAUCAUGGCUGAGGUGAACAGGACAUUCCAGGAGCUGGGAGUGUUUCGCGACAUCGGGGGGAUGUGGGAGGAGAUAAGCCCAAAGAUCUGGACGUUUAUGGAAAGCAGUCAGGAAAUGGAUCUGAUUCGGACGCUGCUGAAAAGCAAGGCUCUCUGGGACCUGCACUUGCCAGCUUUCAACUGGACGGUGGAGGAUGUUGCCCAUUUCCUGUCAAAGCAUCCAGAAGAGUUUGAGACAGAUAAUGGAAUGGUGUACACCUGGGUGGAUGCUUUCAAUGAGACAGAUAGAGCUAUUCAGACCAUCUCCCGCUUCAUGGAGUGUGUCAACUUGGACAAACUGGAGCCUGUGGCCACAGAAGUCCGGCUUAUAAAUAAGUCCUUGGAGCUUCUGGAUGAAAGGAGGUUCUGGGCUGGUGUUGUCUUCACUGAAAUAGCUCCUAACAGCACAGAGCUCCCUCAGCACGUGAAAUACAAAAUACGCAUGGACAUUGACAAUGUGGAAAGGACCAACAAGAUUAAGGAUGGGUACUGGGAUCCUGGUCCCCGUGCUGACCCCUUUGAGGACAUGCGCUAUGUGUGGGGAGGUUUUACCUACUUGCAGGACGUGAUAGAGCAGGCCAUCAUCAGGGUGCAGACAGGCACAGAAAAGAAGACAGGAGUUUAUGUGCAGCAGAUGCCUUAUCCAUGUUAUGUGGAUGACAUAUUUCUGCGUGUCAUGAGCCGUUCUAUGCCCCUCUUCAUGACUCUAGCCUGGAUCUACUCAGUGGCUGUGAUAAUUAAGGGCAUUGUGUAUGAGAAAGAAGCCCGGCUAAAGGAAACGAUGAGGAUUAUGGGCCUUGACAAUGGCAUCCUUUGGCUAAGCUGGUUCAUUAGCAGCCUCAUCCCUCUCCUCAUGAGUGCAGGUCUGCUGGUGCUGAUCCUCAAGAUGGGGAAUCUGCUGCCCUACAGUGACCCUAGUGUGGUGUUCGUUUUCCUCUCAAUCUUUGGCAUUGUGACCAUCCUGCAGUGCUUUCUCAUCAGCACCGUGUUCUCCAGAGCCAACCUGGCAGCUGCCUGUGGAGGCAUUGUGUAUUUCACACUAUACCUACCCUACGUGCUGUGUGUUGCCUGGCAGGACUAUGUGAGCUUCUCACUCAAGAUCUUUGCGAGCUUGUUGUCACCAGUAGCCUUUGGCUUUGGUUGCGAGUACUUUGCGUUGUUUGAAGAACAGGGAGUUGGUGUUCAGUGGGACAACUUCUUUGAGAGCCCACUAGAAGAAGAUGGCUUUAGCAUCACCACAUCUGCUGCAAUGAUGUUGUUUGACACGUUCCUCUAUGGGGUCAUGACCUGGUACAUUGAGUCUGUCUUCCCAGGCCAGUAUGGAAUUCCCAGACCCUGGUACUUUCCUUUCACGAAAUCCUAUUGGUUUGGUGAAGAAUCCCAGGACAGGCAUCACCUUCAUCCUGACCAGAAGGGGUCCUCAGAAGUCUGCAAGGAGGAAGAGCCUAUGCAUCUGAGUCUCGGUGUCUCCAUCCAGAACCUGGUGAAGGUUUAUCGUGAUGGCAAGAAGGUUGCUGUGGAUGGUCUCACACUGAAUUUCUAUGAAGGGCAGAUCACAUCAUUUCUGGGACAUAACGGAGCAGGGAAAACCACUACCAUGUCCAUCUUGACUGGCUUAUUCCCCCCUACUUCUGGUACUGCCUUCAUCUUGGGUAAAGAUAUCCGCUCGGAGCUCAGCACCAUCAGGCAAAACUUGGGUGUCUGUCCACAACACAACGUGCUGUUUGACUUGCUGACUGUGGAAGAGCACAUCUGGUUCUAUGCUCGGCUCAAAGGGCUGCCAGAAAAGAAGGUAAAAGAGGAAAUGGAGCAAAUGGCAAUGGACGUUGGUUUGCCUCACAAACUGAAAGCCAGGACAAGCAAACUCUCUGGUGGCAUGCAGAGGAAGCUCUCAGUUGCUUUAGCCUUUGUUGGUGGUUCCAAAGUUGUCAUUCUGGAUGAGCCCACAGCUGGAGUGGAUCCUUAUUCUCGGAGAGGGAUAUGGGAACUGCUUCUGAAGUACAGACAAGGCCGCACUAUCAUUCUUUCCACACACCACAUGGAUGAGGCAGACAUACUGGGGGAUCGAAUUGCCAUCAUUUCUCAUGGCAAGCUCUGCUGCGUUGGUUCUUCUCUUUUUCUGAAGAACCAACUGGGAACGGGCUAUUACUUGACCCUUGUCAAGAAAGAUGUGGAUUCCUCUCUGAGCUCCUGUCGAAACAGCAGCAGCACAGUGUCCUAUCUGAAGAAGGAUGACAGCGUCUCCCAGAGCAGCUCUGAUGCUGGCCUUGGCAGUGACCAUGAAAGUGACACCCUGACAAUAGAUGUCUCUGCAAUUUCAAAUCUCAUUACAAAACACGUCCCUGAGGCAAGACUUGUUGAGGACAUCGGUCAUGAGUUAACCUAUAUCUUGCCGUACAAAGCUGCUAAAGAGGGAGCUUUUGUUGAGCUGUUCCAUGAAAUUGAUGACCGUCUUUCUGAUCUUGGCAUUUCCAGCUAUGGCAUUUCUGAGACCACCUUGGAGGAGAUCUUCCUCAAAGUGGCUGAUGAUAGUGGUGUGGAUGCAGAAACCUCAGAUGGGACAUUGCCUGCCAGAAGGAACAGGCGUGCAUUUGGAGACAGACAGAGCUGCCUUCGUCCAUUUACCGAAGAUGAUGCAUUUGAUCCUAAUGAUUCAGACAUUGAUCCAGAAUCCAGAGAGACGGACUUUCUCAGUGGCAUGGAUGGAAAAGGUUCCUACCAGAUGAAGGGCUGGAAGCUCUCCCAGCAACAAUUUGUGGCUCUGUUGUGGAAGAGGCUGCUUAUUGCCAAGAGAAGCCGGAAGGGCUUCUUUGCUCAGAUUGUGCUGCCAGCUGUCUUUGUCUGUAUUGCUCUCAUGUUCAGUCUGAUUGUUCCUCCCUUUGGGAAGUAUCCCAGCCUGGAAUUACAGCCCUGGAUGUAUGAUGAGCAGUAUACUUUUAUUAGUAAUGAUGCUCCAGAAGAUGCAGGCACCCAGAAGCUUUUGGAUGCCCUUCUCAAUAAACCUGGCUUUGGAACACGCUGUAUGCAGGGACACUCCAUCCCAGACACUCCUUGCAUUGUGGGACAGAAGGAAUGGACCACUGCUUCAGUCCCAGACUCAGUCCUGGAAAUCUUGAGAGGCAACUGGAGCAUGGAAAACCCUUCUCCAUCUUGCGAGUGCAGCAAUGAGAAGAUCAAGAAGAUGCUACCUGUGUGUCCCCCUGGCGCAGGCGGACUGCCACCCCCACAGCGAGAACAAGACACUGCUGACAUCCUCCAGAAUCUGACAGGUCGCAAUAUAUCAGACUAUCUAGUGAAGACCUACGCGCAGAUCAUUGGGAAAAGUUUAAAGAAUAAAAUCUGGGUGAAUGAGUUCAGGUAUGGAGGCUUUUCCUUGGGAGCCAGAAGUUCCCAUGUGCUUCCUCCAAGCAAUGAAGUCACUGAUGCCAUUAAACAGGUGAAGAAGAUCUUGGAGCUAGCACAGGGGAGUUCUGGAGAUCGGUUUCUCAACAACUUGGCAAGUUUCAUGAAAGGACUGGACACAAAGAACAAUGUGAAGGUGUGGUUCAACAACAAGGGUUGGCAUGCCAUUGCCUCCUUCGUGAAUGUGAUCAACAAUGCCAUUCUUCGGGCCAACCUGCAGCAGGGCAAAAACCCUAGUGCUUAUGGGAUUACUGCCUUCAAUCACCCACUCAACUUGACUAAGCAGCAGCUCUCUGAAGUGGCCCUGAUGACCACGUCUGUGGAUGUCCUAGUCUCCAUCUGUGUGAUCUUUGCCAUGUCCUUUGUUCCUGCCAGCUUUGUGGUAUUCCUUAUUCAGGAACGUGUCAGCAAGGCUAAGCACUUGCAGUUCAUCAGUGGUGUGAAGCCUGUGAUCUACUGGCUGGCCAACUUUGUCUGGGAUAUGUGCAACUACAUCGUUCCAGCCACACUUGUCAUCAUCAUCUUCAUCUGCUUCCAACAGAAGUCCUAUGUAUCCUCCUCCAACUUGCCUGUGCUUGCUCUUCUUCUGUUUCUCUAUGGUUGGUCUAUCACUCCUCUCAUGUAUCCAGCCUCCUUCGUGUUCAAAAUCCCUAGCACAGCAUAUGUUGUGUUGACUAGUGUGAACCUUUUCAUUGGCAUCAAUGGUAGUGUGGCUACCUUUGUCCUGGAGCUCUUCACCAACAACAAGCUGAACAACAUCAAUGACAUCUUGAAGUCUGUCUUUCUCAUCUUCCCUCACUUCUGCCUGGGGCGGGGUCUUAUUGACAUGGUGAAAAAUCAGGCCAUGGCUGAUGCUCUGGAGAGAUUUGGCGAGAAUCGUUUUGUGUCCCCUCUGUCGUGGGACCUGGUGGGAAGGAACCUGUUUGCCAUGGCAGUGGAGGGUGUAGUCUUCUUCCUCAUUACUGUGCUCAUCCAGUACAGAUUCUUCAUCAAACCCAGGCCUGUCUAUGCCAAGUUACCUCCUGUGAAUGAUGAAGAUGAAGAUGUAAACAGAGAAAGGCAGAGAAUAAUAAGUGGAGGAGGACAGAGCGACAUACUGGAAAUCAAGGAGCUGACCAAGAUUUACAGAAUGAAACGAAAGCCAGCAGUUGACAGGAUAUGUGUUGGAAUCCCUCCUGGAGAGUGCUUUGGACUUCUGGGAGUAAAUGGUGCGGGCAAGUCAUCCACUUUCAAGAUGCUAACUGGUGAUACAGAUGUAACAGGAGGAGAAGCUUUCCUCAAAGGAAACAGUAUCCUGUCGAACAUCCAAGAAGUCCAUCAGAACAUGGGCUACUGUCCACAGUUUGAUGCUAUUAAUGAACUGCUGACAGGGCGAGAACACUUGGAGUUCUUUGCACUCCUCAGAGGUGUUCCUGAGAAGGAAGUUUGCAAGGUUGGCGAAUGGGCAAUUCGGAAACUGGGCCUUGUGAAAUAUGGAGAAAAAUAUGCAGGCAACUACAGUGGAGGGAACAGGCGCAAGCUCUCCACAGCAAUAGCCCUCAUUGGAGGGCCACCUGUGGUAUUCCUGGAUGAGCCAACAACAGGAAUGGAUCCCAAAGCACGCCGUUUCUUGUGGAACUGUGCUCUGAGUGUUAUCAAAGAGGGGAGAUCAGUGGUUCUUACAUCUCACAGCAUGGAAGAGUGUGAAGCGCUGUGCACUCGAAUGGCAAUAAUGGUCAAUGGGCGAUUCAGGUGUCUGGGCAGCGUCCAGCAUCUAAAGAACAGGUUUGGAGAUGGUUAUACCAUAGUGGUGCGAAUUGCAGGGGCUAACCCAGACUUGAAGCCAGUUGAGGAAUUCUUUGGGCAUGCCUUCCCUGGAAGUGUCUUGAAGGAGAAGCAUCGCAAUAUGCUGCAGUACCAACUUCCGUCUUCGCAAUCUUCGCUGGCCAGAAUAUUCAGUAUUCUCUCCCAGAACAAAAAGAGACUCCACAUAGAAGACUACUCUGUUUCUCAGACCACACUUGACCAAGUAUUUGUAAAUUUUGCUAAGGACCAAAGUGAUGAUGACCACACUAAGGACCUGUCAUUACACAAAAACCAGACUGUGGUAGACAUUGCAAUCCUUAAUUCCUUUCUGCAAGACGAGAAGGUAAAAGAAAGUUGUGUGUGAGCCAAUUUCAGCCAGGAAAUAAUGAGAAGAAUGCAAACUUCCUUUGCCUGGGGAUAGGUUACUCCCAAAGAAGCUAGAGGGAGACAAACUGGACACUCUACUGAUAACCAUUCAAUGCAAUGCAAUUCAAUGCAAUGAAUCCAAAAUUCCAUUUUAGGGGCAGUGCCUCGUGGAGUCGUCUUGUACUGUUCUCAAGUGAAAGACUUGAACUUAGCUCAUUACAGUACAACUCUGUGAAGCUGUGGUAAAGCACCCACCAGAUGCUGUGGACUUUCAACCACACUGCAUCUUGUCCUGUACAGUAUGUUUUUACUAGGGUUGCAAAAACAGUUCAUUAAGGAAUAAUGGCCAGUGGUUAUUUAUUGAUAUAUUAAAGACAUGUGUGUUUUACUCUUGAAAACAUGCAUGUCAGGAGUGGGAUUUCCCUGGUGCUACGUCCAUUGCUGGCAAUGAAUGCACCAAGACAGUCAGCAAGAGAAGUUACCAGCAUUGUGACCUUUGUUUGUGAAAGCAUACCUGACCAGCUGCUUUGCCUAGGCUGGUGUAGGUCAAUUGGUGACAUGUCUGUGGUCACAGAGCAGUGCUGUGCAGAUGGGAUGGCAAGAGAUGGGCCAUCGUGUCUGUACAUCUACUUUGGAAUGGAGGUAUGCAGAACUGUGAACCCUACAAAUGCACAGGAUUGUCCCACCAGCAUCAUAACUAUUAACCUACUCUGACUGGGUUUUCUUGUAGUUAAGUACUCUCCCUGCUCCUUUGAGAUACUGCAGCAGCUGCAUGAACACCUGGCAGAAGGGAGUGGGUGAGAAAGCAGACCACAGCAGCAAACUCAGUAGUUGUACCAGCUGCUAAUACCAAGAGCAAAUUCUAAAUCAUGAUAUGCCACUCAGAUAUGUAAUGUCCGCUCUUUUAACCCCUGCUUUGCACCAGAAAGGUACCCAUCAUCUAUAGUUACUGCUUAGCAAAAGAGUGUUGCCAUUUCUGGCUUUGCCAGAUAAAACUAGAAAUGUAGUUUGUUUUUUUUAACAGUAUUAUUUAUAUGACUUUGAAUAGGUUGGUAGCAUAAUUAGGGAUUGAAAGUGCUUUCAGUUGAUCUUUGUAGCCCAAGUAUUUCUUUACUUUAUGCCUGCAAUGCUGUGCUUUCGUUCUCUCUAUUCAGCAACAGCUACAUUCAUGAUGCAGGCAGGUUUCACCCUCUUGCAAUUAGCCACUAUCUGUACUACAAGUUGUUCGCCUAAAAUUUUCCCUCAUGGAAGCUGGUAUAAUAUUAGAUUAAUGUGCAAGUUUCUGCUUCUGUUGUGCAGUGUAGUGUCAGUUGGCAGGUGAUCCCUAACUGUAGCACACACUCUUAAUUCAUGUGAGAAACUGUGUCAGUAAAACUCCUCAUCUUGAACAAGAUAGUUCAAAAGUAGGAGAGCUACAAAUGACAUCAAUCAAAUUGUAAAGUUUUACAAGGCCAGAAUAAUAGUAGAGGGAAGAUUACAUGGUGAGAACAAGCAAUUCUUGUUCAUCCUGUGCAACAGCCAUGGGAGAGUAUGCUUUUGUUAAUAAACUUAUGUGCCCUCUGUCUCGCUUUUGCAUUCAGAAAUAGGUUCAGUAAUGUGGUAUGAACCCAAGCAUAGUACCUGGGCAAUUCUUGUGCGUCAUGCCUCUGCCUUAAGUACCUGUGCAAGUUCUGCACUCGUUUUAAUGCUCCACCAUGAAUGCGUCAUGGACCAUUUUCUUCUGUGAAUGCCCACAGCAGCCCAGCAAUGGUGAAGAGGCUGGAGUGAACCUUAAGAAGGUUGAGUACAUAUUUGUAGGUGUACUUGAUAACAUUGACCAAUUCAGCAUUUUUACUACAUGGACAGUUAAAUACUUAGCACAAGUCCCCAGUCCCUGCUGUGCCGUACUUUUGCAUAAUGUAAUAGCUUACUACAUGUUCUGCUGAAGUGCCUUUUUCAUACUAAUUAUUUUUUAUCUAUCUAUUACAUUGCUACGGGGAUAGAAAGGAGAGCGAUGGGGAUUGGUAUACCUCACAUAAAACAUGCUUUGUUUUUACCUUUAUGGCACCCUUACCCCCGUGAGGAUGUCUGCACCAAACUUCUAUGUGCAGAACAAUUACCAUAGCAGCUGAGCUACAGCCAUGACUUUUCAAAGCAGGCUGCUCAUAUGUUAAGCCAUCAGUGAGACAAAUGGCAUGUAGUGAAUACUUACCACUGCUAGAAAUCAUUAUUGCAAAUCAGAAUUAAGUGAAAAUCUCAGCAUAGAGGCUGAAGUGAAGGGCUUAAGUUUUACACUGCACAGAUCUAGUGCAUGUAGAACUACAGCGAGUUCUAGGAGGAUUCAUAUUUGGUCUUAAAAGAGCUGUAGUUUGCUCUUUGCAACUGCUCAUAUAAAUGACUCAUUUUACAGGAAACAAGUGUCUUUUUUAGCUUAGCUGGCCAAAAAGAGAUUCUUGGUUUCUGUGUCCUAUGAGUGUCUUGCUCAUAGUCUCUCACACGUGGAAGUUUGAUAUCUGUGACAAAAAGACGUGGAUGUUACCUGAACUGUUUCACAGCUCUAGUGCAUUUUGUUUGUUGUUUGUAGCCAUAGUGAACAGACAGCAUAAAACAACUCUUGCGCAGAUUUCUCAUGGAGUAACCUCAGACAACCAUUUGCCUAUUCUUAUAGUUCUGCAUGGGGAAAAAUCACUCGAGUCACGUACAGUAUGAUUGUGAAUUACUCUAGAUAAUAGAACUGCACUGAGGUGUUAACUUAUUUUAAACUGUGUUACUGUUGAAAUAUUGCACCCUUCUUCAUAGUACAUUUGUAUUUCAGUACAGAGUUGUUACACUUUUCCCCUAUGGUUAAACCACCACUUUGUGCUUAUCUUUGCCUCCUGAACUGUAGUUGGUCCUUCAUUCCAAGCACUUUAUGCUAUCUGUAAUGGGAUCUAUUUUUGCACUGGAAUAUCUGUUAACUUUGCAAAAAUCUAGUGAGAUUUCACAACUGAAAUUUCUGAGUUAAAUCCUUAAGUGGAUGUUUUCAUUAAAGGAAAAAAAAAGUAUAUAUAUUUGUAUUUGCUAAUAACUGUUAUGUGAAGUAUUAAGAGGCACUCUAAUUGCCUUGUAUUAAGUAAAAAAUAAAGCUGUUCUGGCACCUUU